Molecule: messenger RNA, 1465 nt
Organism: Suillus bovinus
Lineage: Eukaryota; Fungi; Basidiomycota; Agaricomycetes; Boletales; Suillaceae
Exons: 2
Coding region: 252-1115 (287 amino acids)
Source: RefSeq, a predicted model, not a curated record
UCACGAUGAACAUAUAGAAGGCUUCAUAUCCGUUUCAUGGCGACUGACUAGAUGUCAACAAACUGUAAGCGCUGAUUUCAGCAAUCUGAGCUCCCUCUACUCCGGAGUUUAUCUCUGAUCUACUUUGAUAUUAACCUUUUGGUUACUUCGUCCCCGCCCCCACACACGCCGAGAGCAUAUAUGCUGCCCAAUUUUGAUACUUUUUCCGUACUGGCGACAAAUCACUUUGCUCUUGACCUAACAGCUACAGCAUGUGGAAUUCUUGGAGCUCCCAGCACGAUUCCAAGCUUGAACAAAGACAGUUUUGCAGCCUGCUCAACAAACUGAACGUGACCAAUUUCGACUCUGUCGCUACUAAGUUGAUCGAGCGUCUUACGGACUGUGGACGGCGCGGUGGCGUAGAGAUCAUCGAAGCCUUUGCUGACUCGAUUGCACUACGUGCAGUUGAAGACACCCAACGCUCCUCGCUCUACGCCUAUCUUUGCAGAAGAGUUGACGGAGAGCUUGAGAUGGAAGACAGGCGGUGGACAUGGCUCAACGAUGGCACACGACAAUCAUCACACCCAUCAUUCGCCAGUAUUCUUAUUGAGGCUUGUGAAAGCAGAUUCACACGAGCCCUUGAUGAGGGGACAGCACAUCUGUUCCCCUUGGUCGAAUUCAUAGGGGAUUUAUUGUUGGAUGGUGUUUUGCCCAUCGUCGAGGUUCAAGAUCUGAUACAGCAGCUCUUCACCCUAGCGGAACAAGGCCAGGAGGACAGUGCCAUCGCGCUGAGCAGGCUCUGCCGCAGAGUUGUUCGAGAACAAGACGGGGUGUACAUUCUAGAACAAUUAGGUGCUUCGGGUAGCAUCGAAAGAGUGCUGGAGGAAGAUAUCAUCACGCCAAAAGCUCGUUACCUUCUAAUGGGUGUGGUGGACUUGUUCCAUCAGGAGCUUGUGGAUGUCUUUGACUCAACAGGGCUUAGAAACGAGAUUUACAAUCUUGAUAACGAUGAACAGGAGGUCUUAUCGGAACUUGAUUCGGCACCAACAGAUGUUGGUGAUCCACUUCCUUCCGAGAAGACAACACCGUGUGAGUCGAAGGACCAAACGGAGGUAUCCAAGUUGGACGCGGAGUGAGCAGAGGCCGACAUGUGUCCCGCAGUCGUUCCACCCUGAAGGUCAUUGAACGGCUCUGAACAUGCGAUUGGACGGAGAUACUCAGAAGUGCACUAUGGAUACAAAUGAAGAUAGAUGGGUGGUGAUUACAAAAUAUGAACAUAAAGAUACCGAAAUGCUUUCAUUCAUUGGGGACCUGCUUCUGUCUCUUGGAUUGCGAGUCUUGUUCUUCAUCUGCUGCACGAGAUCGCUUGUUCCGUUGUUUCAUUUUCAUCUUGCGGCGAUCCUUGCCUAUUCCGUCUGCUCCGCUAUCAGAGCCCUCUACAUUUUCUGCAUGAGGCUUGUAUGCAGCCGAGUCAACAUCUUGGCGU